CGAACUCGGUGAAGUAACGUCGCGCUUUCGUGGAAGCUUCCUAGGUGAUUUGGAUAAAAAUAAAUUGGAAAAAUGGACUGCGGCGGAGUACUUGUAAAAUAUGUGCUCUUUAUAUUUAAUAUUUUGUUUGUGAUAUGUGGUAUUUUAAUCAUUGUCUUGGGCUCCAUUAUGGUGUCCAAGAUGAGUGAUUUCUCGAACGUGGAACAAGCUUUCAAUACAAAUAGUGUCGCUAUUGUUUUGCUGGUGCUGGGCUGCAUGAUAUUUGUCAUUUCCUUCCUUGGCUGCUGCGGUGCGAUUCGCGAAAACAACUGCAGCCUAUCGAUGUACUCCAUCUUUAUGCUGGGCUUGUUUUUGUGUCAAAUCGCCGUAAUUGUCUAUGUUUGGGUACAGCGCCCGCAAAUAAUUGACUCUAUCGAUAAAGUUGUAUACAAGGUUUGGGAGCAGCGUGCAGUGGAUCAACCUGUUCUGGAUGCAAUGCAGAGAAGUUUUAAGUGCUGCGGCUACUAUAAGUUCACUGACUACGGUUCUAUGACGCUGCCUGCUUCUUGUUGCGAUAGUACAGGAUCCAGCUGCAAUGUGAGUCAGGUGCUAUUAACUCCUGGUUGUAAAAGCGCUGUUGAAAGUUUCUGGGAUAAGAACGUCAGUAUUAUUAAAUAUGCAGGGCUUGGUGUGGCUGCCAUUGAGUUAACUGCAUUUAUAUUCGCCUGCUGCUUGGCUAAUCAAAUUCGAAACAAUGGAAGACGUUCUAACUUUUAAUGCUGCCUGUACAACGUAGAUAAUGAGCCGGAUUUUGAAAAAAAACGCUAUCAACGUUUGUUAACUCUCCAGGUCUGCUUAAUAAUAAUUAAUUUGCUUGAAAUGUUAGUUAUUGUAUUUUAAAGCUCUCAUUUAUAAAAUGUAAUUCUUACAUACAUACAUACAAUUAUAA
Molecule: messenger RNA, 928 nt
Organism: Scaptodrosophila lebanonensis
Lineage: Eukaryota; Metazoa; Arthropoda; Insecta; Diptera; Drosophilidae
Product: CD63 antigen-like
Exons: 5
Coding region: 73-756 (227 amino acids)
Cellular component (GO): membrane
Source: RefSeq, a predicted model, not a curated record